AUGUUUGUAUGUAUGUGUGUGUAUUAUCUUUAGUUACUUUUCAAAUAUUUGCCCUCUCCAUUGCUUCAAAAGACAAACAGUAGUAGUUGCUCACUUAACUCAUCCCGACAUCAUGAAAAGUCAUCACAGCUGAGAGAAGCAACAGUUACAAAAAAUGAUACUACAUUGUCAGUUCUUAAAGAAAUUUUAAGAUGUCAACAAGAAAUGAAAAUCGUACAAGAAAAUCACACUGCAAUACUUAAUAGUCUAUUAAGACACAACAGCAUCAACUAUCAGGCUUCACAGUUGCCUGAAGAUGUCACUCUUUUGUUACCUUUGAAGUGUUUAAAAGCUGCGGAAGAGUUUGAGGAUAAGCUGAAAGAUCCUGAUAUUUUUAAAACAGUGGUUUUAUGGUUAAGUGAUCAAGGAGGUCGAAGUCUUGUAGAGGCUACCGGUCGCAUGAUGGCAAAGCUAAUGACAAAUGAGUUAGCCCAAAGUUGUAACCUUUGUGGUCGGAAUGGUAAAAAAGGUCUUAAAGGAUCGUUAUUGUUUCUUAUUCUUACUAAGGCUAUAAAGAGAAAUGUACUGACAUCAAAGUUGAAUGUAAGAGAUAUUGAAAUCAGUCUAUCCAAUUGGCUCAUCGGUUCACGUGAUCGGGAUGGCAAUCGAGCUAAACGUGCCAAAGCCUCCAAAAACAAAAGUAUAGAAGUACACCCAGACAUAAAUGCUUCUGACAAAGAAGAUUAAUAUAUGUUAAAUAUAUCUAUAUAUAAAAAGAAAAAUUCUUAAAAAAAUUCUGACAAAGAAGAUUAAUAUAUAUUAGAUAUAUCUUUAUAUAAAUAGAAAAAUUAGAAGUAUGAAACUUAUACUUUAUAACAUUUAUGCAGUGUAUUGUUAAUUAAUAACAAUGUGAUCAUGUAA
Molecule: messenger RNA, 900 nt
Organism: Hydra vulgaris (swiftwater hydra)
Lineage: Eukaryota; Metazoa; Cnidaria; Hydrozoa; Anthoathecata; Hydridae
Source: RefSeq, a predicted model, not a curated record